AUGGACUUUAAGAUGCAGUCUAGAUCUAACAGUCUGCUGGACUUCCAGACACGCCCCCGGCCCUGCAGCCCCCGGCCCUACAGCCCCCGGCCCUGCAGCCCCCGGCCCUGCAGCCCCCGGCCCUGCAGCCCCCGGCCCUACAGCCCCCAGCCCUGUAGCCCCCAGCCCUGCAGCCCCCAGCCCCGGCCCUGCAGCCCCCGGCCCUACAGCCCCCGUCCCUGCAGCCCCCGGCCCUGCAGCCCCCAGCCCCUGGCCCUGCAGGGGGCCUUUUGCCUCUUGCUGGGACUCCCCCCCUCCCCGCCUGCUACGCCCUGCCUCCGUCGCCAUGGGAGACGGCCUGGAGGCGGGCAGCAGUCUAGACCCCGCCCCCGCUCCCUCUCCUGUAACCCCCCGCCCCCCGAGACAUGGAACCCCUCGAGGCCCAAACGACAGACCAACCAGCUACAGUACCUGUUGAAGGUGCUGCUGAAGACGCUGUGGAAACAUCACUUCUCAUGGCCCUUCCAGGCUCCCGUAGAUGCCAUCAAACUCGGCCUGCCUGAUUACUAUCAGAUCAUCAAGGUUCCUAUGGACAUGGGGACCAUCAAGAAGAGACUGGAGAACAGCUACUAUUGGAACGCCCAGGAAUGUAUACAGGACUUCAACACCAUGUUCACCAACUGUUACAUCUACAACAAGCCUGGUGAUGACAUAGUGUUGAUGGCAGAGUCUCUAGAGAAGAUGUUUCUUCAGAAGAUCUCUGAGAUGCCCCAAGAGGAGACUGAGAUCGCCAUGGUUACCAAGGGGCGGAGGGCGGGACAGAGAGAAGCAGGUCUCCUGUCUAAGUCGGACUCCGGCCAGGACUCAUCUCCCUCCUCCACCCCCCACACCCGAGGUUUCUCCUCCCCGUCGCCGGGCCCUCAGACUCGGGGUCUCCCCGUAUCCCAGGAGCCCCCACCCUCCCCCUUGCCCUCCCCCUCAGCCCCAGCCCCCUCGCGUUCCCCCCACCCCUCCCUCCCACGCCCCCAGCUGGGACCACCCUUCCCCAUCAGCCCUCUGGAUAUCCUGGCCCAGGGCCUCACCUCCGUACCCCACCACCCCCCAGCCCACCCUGCUGCCCCACCCAUCCCCCAGAGCAUCGCACCCCCAGCUAAGCAGAGGAAGAGCCAGAAGAGGAAGGCUGACACCACCACACCCACCGCCAACGACCAGCUCAGCGAGUCGUCUCCCGUGGCGACGGAGCCCCCCCGACCCCGCCGUGAGAGCAGCAGCCGCCCGCUGAAGCAGCCCAAACGAGACCCCGCCCAGCCCGACUCCCAGCACCACCUGGGGCUAGGCGGGGGGGUUCCCGGGGGCGGAGCGUUAACAAGUCACGGCGGGAGCCCCAAACGACAGGAGCAGCUGCUGUUCUGUGGCGGUCUUAUCAGAGACAUGUUGUCUAAGAAACACAUUGCGUACGCGUGGCCCUUCUACAAGCCUGUCGACGCGCACGCCCUCGGCCUCCACGACUACCACCACAUCAUCAAACACCCUAUGGACCUCGGAACCGUCAAGGAUAAGCUGGACAGCAGGCAGUACAGAGAUGCUCAGCACUUUGCUGCUGAUGUCCGGUUGAUGUUCUCCAACUGUUACAAAUACAACCCCCCAGACCAUGACGUGGUCAAUAUGGCACGCAAACUACAGGACGUGUUUGAGAUGCGCUUUGCCAAAAUGCCAGACGAGCUUGAGGAGACGGCCCCCUUCCCCUCCCCAGCCCUCAAACCCCUCCCCACCAUCUCUGCCCUCCAACCCCUCCCUGUCCCCACCCUCCACCCCCUCCCCACCCCCUCGGCCAGACAGCCCCCUGCUCCCCGACCCCCUUCCUCCUCCGAUGACAGCUCCUCCUCGUCGGAAUCAGAAUCCUCUGAGGGAGGUUUGGAACACGAGAGAUCACAGAGACUGGCUGAACUACAGGAACAGCUCAAAGCUGUUCACGAACAGCUGGCCGCUCUGUCCACGCCCCAGGCCACCAAGCCCAAGAGAAAAGAGAGGGAGAAGGAGAAGAAUAAAGACAAGUUCAAGAAGAAGAUAGGAGGGGAGGAGCCACCGGAGAUCCCGCCCCCUGCCGUCCUCCAGCCAAUCAGAAAGAGCAAAAACAGCAAGGAGCUGGUGACCACGCCCAAGAAGAUCAAGAAGCCCAGUAAGAAAGGAAGUAUGAAGAGCAGUCGUCUGGGCGCCCCACAUCAGACCGGCUCCACCCCCCUUGCCCCCUCAGCCUCGCUGGAGGCAGGAGAUGACAUGAGUGUGUUUGUGGGCGGGGCAGCUGACAGGUGUAAGCCAAUGUCCUACGAGGAGAAACGCCAGCUCAGUCUGGACAUCAAUAAACUGCCCGGCGACAAGCUUGGCCGCGUCGUCCACAUCAUCCAAUCACGAGAGCCAUCGCUCAAGAACACCAACCCAGACGAGAUAGAGAUCGACUUUGAGACGCUGAAACCCUCGACGCUCCGAGAGCUGGAGACAUAUGUCUGGACCAGCCUUAGAAAGAAGAAGAAAUCACAGCCAGCAGUAGAGAAGGCUCUGGAGGUGACCAGUGUGAUGAAGAUGAAGACAGGAUCUUCAUCAGGCAGCAGUGACUCCUCUGACAGCGACGACACAGGGCUGGCCCCCCAGCAGCAAAAGUCCUCCUCUAACAAUAUAUACUGUAAGAGACCCCACCAGUCCAGCAGGGGCGGGGUCAGCAUCACUGCCCCUCUGGACCCCUCCUCCCCCAGACCCCCUAGUUCAGUCCAAACCCCCAGCAGCAGCAUCAACACCCCUUCGCCCCCCCCUCCUCCUCCCUCCAUCCCCACUGUCCCUGUGACCUCUCUGGACUCCUCUUUGACCUUUGACCCCCUAGCUCACUUCCUGGCCCCCCAUCUGAACCAGCAGGUGGGGGAGCCCCCCCGUAAUGAACUGGGGGCCCCUGCCGCCGGACCCCCCCACCUCAACGCUACCAACACACACACCUCUGAGAGCACACAGCCCUUCCUCAACCAGCAGGCCGUCAUUCCCUCCGUCAUGCUCUCCCCAGCACUCCACAACGCUCUCCCUCAGCAGCCGUCCCGCCCCAGCAACCGAGCGGCCCCCAAACCCCCUCAGCCUCCCCCUCCUCCCUCUCCACCCCCUCCACUCCUCCUCCCCCCCAGCCCUCCCUCCACAUUCCCCAACCGUCCUUCCCCGCCCUUGUGUCCCCUCUCCCCCCACCCCCCACGGAAUCCUGGGGGUCUCGGCCCAACCCCUCAAGCGCUAUUUGAGGACGACGAGGAGGCGUGCCCACUAACUCUGAAACCCCUCCCCUCCCGCUCAGCCAGGUGCACAUGUACCUGCAGUCGUCUCGGCCCCCGGCACACAUACACCCCCACACACAGUCUCCUGUGCGGGUCCAGUCUCAGCUCAUGUCCCGGCCCCCGGCCCACACACAGUCUCCUGGGGGGGUCCAGUCCCGGGCCCCGGCCCACAUACAGUCUCCUGGGCGGGUCCAGUCUCAGCUCAUGUCCCGGCCUCCGGCCCACACACAGUCUCCUGGGCGGGUCCAGUCCCGGGCCCCGGCCCACAUACAGUCUCCUGGGCGGGUCCAGUCCCGGGCGCCGGCCCACAUACAGUCUCCUGGGCGGGUUCAGUCUCGGCCCCCGGCCCACACACAGUCUCCUGGGCGGGUCCAGUCUCAGCUCAUGUCCCGGCCCCCGGCCCACACACAGUCUCCUGGGCGGGUCCAGUCUCGGCCCCCGGCCCACACACAGUCUCCUGGGGGGGUCCAGUCUCGGCCCCCGGCCCACACACAGUCUCCUGGGGGGGUCCAGUCUCGGCCCCCGGCCCACACACAGUCUCCUGGGCGGGUCCAUUCUCAGCUCAUGCAGGCCAUGCAGACUCAGUCACAGGCAGCGGCCGCUCCAACCCAGCAACAGCAGAGGCUCGCAACACAUUCUCACUCACACCCUCCCACACACCCUCACUCACACCCUCACUCACACACUCACGCACACAUGCAGCAGGCGGGACAGGGGAUGUCGUUCCCCCAGCAACAGAGCACCAUGCACCUGGCACAGAAAGGGAUCAAGCAGAUACUACAUCCACAACCAUCACCACGGAUCAAAACUGAGCCUUUCAACACAGGUCCUCUGAGGGAGAGCCCCUCCCCUCUGAUGAUACAUUCUCCCCAGAUGCCUCAGUUCCCACCAAUGAGACAGUCCCCUUCCCAGCCCAA
This is a messenger RNA of Oncorhynchus nerka (sockeye salmon), 4201 nucleotides long. Its product is annotated as bromodomain-containing protein 4-like. The record is from RefSeq and is a predicted model, not a curated record. NCBI's taxonomy places the organism in Eukaryota, Metazoa, Chordata, Actinopteri, Salmoniformes, Salmonidae. The coding region runs from base 1 to 4119 and encodes 1372 amino acids. Gene Ontology annotation, biological process: regulation of DNA-templated transcription; chromatin remodeling. Gene Ontology annotation, cellular component: nucleus; chromatin. The transcript is spliced from 18 exons.